Fraxinus pennsylvanica is the source of this 1395-nucleotide messenger RNA. Lineage: Eukaryota; Viridiplantae; Streptophyta; Magnoliopsida; Lamiales; Oleaceae. The record is from the annotation of a GenBank genome assembly.
AUGGUACAUGAAAAGAGAGAUUUUGUGGUGAAGGUAAGCAAGAAUGAGGUGGUGGUGCCGGUAUUGCCCAUUCAAGAAAUUAGGCUACCACUUUCGAACCUCGACUUGCUCUUGCCACCGGUGGACGUCAGCAUUUUCUUUUGUUACAAGAAACCCGAAAAUUUUACGUUCCAUUUGAUGGUGGUUGUUCUUAAGAAGGCCUUGGCACAAACUUUAACAUCAUAUUAUGCAUUUGCCGGCGAGCUCGUAAAGAACGACGUGGGCGAGCCCGAACUUCUCUGCAACAACCGGGGGGUCGAUUUCGUCGAAGCUUUGGCCGAUUUAGAGCUCAAGGAUCUUGACUUGUACAAUCCUGAUUCCACUAUCGAAGGAAAGCUUGUACCAAAGAGGAAGCAAGGACUGCUGGCCAUCCAGGCCACAAAACUGAAAUGCGGCGGAAUGUUGGUGGCAUGCACAUUUUCACAUCAGGUGGCGGAUGCCUAUUCCGCCAACAUGUUUCUCGUUUCAUGGGCGGAGAUGGCUAUGUCCAAGCCAUUAUCUCAAAGCCCAUCUUUCCGCCGGUCUAUUCUUUUCCCUCGCCGGCCUACCAGUUACGACCUUUCGGUAGAUAACAUGUACGUUCCGAUUUCAUCUCUGCCGCCGCCGGAGGCCGAUGAUGAUGAUGAUCAAAUAGCAAUAAGUCGAAUAUAUUAUAUUGUAUCUGAUCGAAUCAAUGAUCUCCAAGUAUUGGCUAAUGCUUAUAAUGACAGCAGCAGUGGAAGAAAAAGGACGAAGUUGGAGGCAUUCAGUGCCUUCCUGUGGAAGAUGAUUGUUACCGGCGAAUUUACGCGAACUGAUAAGUUUUGCAGACUGGGAAUUGUGGUUGACGGGAGGACUAGAUUGAUUGAUGGAGAUGAAAAUCAAGAGAAAUUGAUAAAACCGUAUUUUGGCAAUGUUCUGUCAAUCCCAUUUGGUGAGAAGAAAAUUGAGGAGUUGAAGGAGAAGCCAUUGAGUUGGGUUGCAAAUGAAAUUCAUGAGUUUUUAGGUACUGCAGUGACAAAAGAACAUUUCUUGGGGCUAAUAGAUUGGGUAGAGGCUCAUCGUCCCGAGCCAGGCCUGGCCAAAAUAUACGGUUCAAGAGUAAGUGAGGAGGAGCCGGCGGUGGUCGUGUCAUCGGGGCAGCAUUUUCCGGUGAAAAAAAUGGAUUUUGGGUGGGGAGAGCCCUGUUUUGGGUCUUACUAUUUUCCUUGGGGAGGGAAAUCUGGUUAUGUUAUGCCAAUGCGAAGUCCAAAGGGNGGUGGGGAGAGCCCUGUUUUGGGUCUUACAAUUUUCCUUGGGGAGGGAAAUCUGGUUAUGUUAUGCCAAUGCCAAGUCCAAAGGGGAAUGGAGAUUGGAUUGUUUACAUGCACUUGUUGA